Molecule: messenger RNA, 2079 nt
Organism: Clonostachys byssicola
Lineage: Eukaryota; Fungi; Ascomycota; Sordariomycetes; Hypocreales; Bionectriaceae
Source: the annotation of a GenBank genome assembly
AUGCGGCAACUCAUCUUCUCUGUGUCACCGUCAAGUUGGAAAAUGCGGAGGGAUACAAUCAUUGUCGCCGCUGCCUCACUCACGCAGCCAGCCUUUGCGGGUUUCAUCCAGCCUGCACUGCAAGCUCUCACAUGGAAGUUCAACGGCACGGACCUUUGGGCACCCGUUCACCUAGACUCGGCGGUGUACCACUUGCAAAGCCGUGCUGGAGUCGUCACAAACUCUCUCAGUAAACGGGCCUCAUCAUCUGGUGGUUACCUCGGGUGCACUGUUCUCACUAUCUCGGACCCCAUCGAGAGUCUUUCAUCUGCCAUUCUGGAUACUAUCCUGGCUGAGUAUGAAAUAGACGAUGUUUGGAGCGCCGAACAGUUCCUUGACUGUUUGUUUCUACAGUACAAUGGGACCCAGAAUGGAAUCGCUCUGAGCCCAUCCGUCGCCGAUUCUCUUAGCAACCAUGGUGUAGAGCACUUGUUCCUUGACUCAGCUUUCAAUGCUAUCGGCUUCGCGACUACCGCAAAUAUUUCGAUUGUUGAAUCUAGUUGUGGGCUGGGUAACGGCCCUUACGUUGUGAAGUUGCCGGACUGUGGAGAGGGUGGUUUGUCUGUGACCCCAGUUUACGCACUCCAUCCGGACGAUUAUGAAGCUUUCAUGUAUGGUUCCUACGUGCACGCAACCGAGCCGGCCAGGCACCAACAGCUCCAUGUAUCUUUGCCGGGGACCCGUGUGCCAAAUAUCAUUGUGCCCUCCAGACUCUCAUCAACUAAGCCUGGCGCAGGGCCAUUGGCCGGCCUUCGUUUCGGCGUCAAGGACAUCUUCCACAUCAAAGGGCUGAAAACGUCUGGCGGGAGUCGAGCCUACUACGAAACGUAUGGCUACCAGAAUUACACAACCGAGACAGUCCAACUGUGCGAGAACGCCGGUGCCUCCUUAAUUGGUAAACUGCGCACAAUCACCUUCGCGCUCGGCACACCACGAAACGGCAUGUCGGUGGAUUUCCACGACCCCUGGAAUGCUCGCGGCGACGGAUACAUGUCCACCGGCGGCAGCUCAUCCGGAUCUGGGGCAGCCGUCACAGCCUACGAAUGGGUAGACUUCGCAUUGGGGUCUGACACUGGUGGUAGUGUGCGCUUCCCUGCUCGAUUCGGUGGCGUGUACGGCUACAAGCCCACGCACGGGAUCUACAACCUGACUGGGAUACUUGUUGCGAUCGCGGAGCAGGACACACCGGGCUUCCUGGCCCGCUCCCCUGAGAUCUUCACUCGUGUUGGUCGUGUGUGGGCGGAUGGCAAGCCGCUGGCACCGUCGCCGGAGGUUUUGCCACGCAAGUUGCUGCGCUACGACGAGCAGGCGGCGUUCACUCAGCCCGUCGCCGCGGAGAUGAUCGAGAAGUUCUUCGUCGAGAUGGCUCAUAUUCUAGAUCUCUCAGACAACCACUCCGUCAAUAUCACGAAGAGGUUCCUAGAUGGCAAUGUCAGCGAAACCGCCAGUGCGCAAACCCCAGCGGUGUGGAUGAACAAUGUAUACUCGGACUUGAACAACGUGCAGGGCUGGGGCGAAAUCGGUGCUCCUCUGGCCACUGCAUACAGCGAGAUCCCAGGCCGCGAGGGCGCAUUCCCGCCCAUCGAGCCUCCAGUCAACAUGUCGUGGACAGAUGGUCGGGAUCCUAUAACUCGCGCGCGAUACCCUGAGUCGCAGCGCCGCCGGCAGGUAUUUGGUGACUGGUUCAACAAGGAGAUCCUGUCCGGGAACAAUGAGACGUGCAGCGAGUAUCUCUUCGCGCACAGCUACCACAUCCCACCAAACACGGUCAAAACAGACCCUGCCGAGGCUCGAUACGUUACGGGUUGGUACGACGGGCUGUAUGUCAACUACGCAAAGACGCCGGAAAUUGUAGUGCCGAUUGGACAGAUAGAGUACCACAGCAAGUAUACCAACAGAAGCGAGUGGCAGCCCGUUACCGUGGCUCUGGGUGUGGCGAAGGGUUGCGAUCUGGUGCUUUUUGAUGUCGUCGACAAGUUGGCAGAGGCAGGGCUUCUCAGAGAGGUGAUGGCUGGAGUGUUGGCGUAUCCGUUGACAUAG